Messenger RNA from Pleurotus ostreatus (oyster mushroom), 1227 nucleotides. RefSeq lists its product as uncharacterized. Gene Ontology annotation, molecular function: protein binding. NCBI's taxonomy places the organism in Eukaryota, Fungi, Basidiomycota, Agaricomycetes, Agaricales, Pleurotaceae. The transcript is spliced from 7 exons. The coding region runs from base 1 to 1227 and encodes 408 amino acids. The record is from RefSeq and is a predicted model, not a curated record.
AUGAGCAAGACCUUUGAAUCUCUGCCCGUCGAGCUCAUCGCUGACAUUCUCGGCGAGCUUGAUCUCGAAUCCCUUGUGAAACUGGCAUAUCUUUCGAGGCGCUUGCACACCAUCGCUUCAGACGCAUCAAUAAACCCCUGGCGUAGGCCAAUUUUGCGAACUCUACGUUGCCUACCGCAUUCUUCUUCGACGGAUGCCAUAUCCCCAAGCACAUCGCGCCCGAGGUCGUAUACGUCGACGAUAUCCACCAUGUUGUAUGAGACCCCUUUGAGGACGCUGGGAGUCAGGUCCGUCGUGCCCAGACAGAAUUGGGUAGAGAUAUUAAGCAUUGCGAACCCGGGAUAUUUGCUAUACCACGCAGUCAUACCUAAUAUGAGUGACCGAGAAUGGGAGGAAUGCUUCAAGCGGAGGUUUCUACCCGGCUGGAGGAGGUGGAAGAACGAUGGGAAUUGGAGGGAGGCAUUCCUCAAGAUGCUUCAUCGAGUUCAGCAUCGAAGCUCUGUGUCGUGCACGAGUGAUGAGGCUUGGACAAAGUACAUAGUACUCAACCGAAAUGGCUCGGCGAACGAGCUAGAGAAUUCCUCAAGAAAUUUCAAUCCGUUGGCCAUGUUCAAUGAAUUGAAGCUGCAGAAUAACUUGGCUCAUCUUGAGACUCGUAUUAGGCUGGUCCUCGAGAUUGCGGACGUGCGCAUUCUUGCAUUCGGCACACUGACCCGCCCGCGUGCGCAGCGAAAUGUAAAUAAAAACGCGCACUGUUUCCUACACCCACCUGGAAUAGAUAUGCAAGGAUGUACAGGGAAUGACCCUCAAUCCGCGCCUGCAGUCGACGAUCACGGCGUAUACCCUAUGCAAGAACUGAAUGCUUCGAUGAAUCCCGUUUCGCCUUCUGGACCCUAUACUCGAUUAGCUCACCCGCGUCCCAAUCCAUCGCAUGCGAACUACCCGUUUUAUACACCUGGUGGCGGUGAUAAACGUUGGCUAGGCUCGGGAGAAGUGGAGGAAGAAGGGUUGCAGUGGGUUGGUGGAAUGAUGAUUGUAGCGCAGCUUCUGGGUCCUCAUACCCACGAUGUUUCUAGCGACUGGCCCCCACUACAAGACCUCGAUCUCGCCGUAGGGCCCGGUCGAUCGAAUUAUGGGUCGUUCACCUGGUCAGACUUAGCCGUCGUUGCACCAUGGAUGGAAGAGAGGAUUACGAAUAAAAUAUCUGGCGCAGGGCUUGGUCAUUGA